AUGCCCGGCUAUCAUGAAAUAGCCUACUUCAGCAUACACUGGAAUAACUCAAACGAGCAACAUACUGCAUUGGGUCUGUCCUGGCAAAUACCAAAUGUCGAGUCUCGCAAGUUACCGUACCUUUUGUAUGCCAUAGCGUGCCCGGAGAAUGCAGCGGUCCAGACCAGGCUGCGAGAAGAGAUACUUCGCCUCCCUCUUGGUGGCACCCUCGCGCUUUGGAACAACCUCUACAUCAACGCUGUGAUCAAGGAGACGUUUCGCUUAUACCCUACCGUCAUCUCGACAUUACCACGGAUCGUGACCGCGGAGUUCCAUGUUGGGAACAUGGCACUACCUGCGGGCACGGUGGUGGGAAUGCAAAACUACGUCUAUCAACGUGACCCUAGCAUUUUCCCGCAUCCUGACUUGUUCAAACCGGAGCGGUGGCUAGAGAGCACAACGGAGAUGGACCUCUCCCUGACACCCUUUAGUGUGGGGAGACGUAACUGCAUCGGGCAAAAUCUUGCAUGGGAAGAGCUGCAUCUUGCCGUUGACGUCCGGAUGCGAGCUGAGUUUGCUUUGGUGGUCAGCAAAGAGAUGAAGAGUGGUGACAUGGAUAUGGAGGACCGGUUCAACAUUGCACCGAAGGCUCGUCAUUUACUACUGGAGGUGUUGCCACUUUCAUAG
Molecule: messenger RNA, 666 nt
Organism: Aspergillus bombycis
Lineage: Eukaryota; Fungi; Ascomycota; Eurotiomycetes; Eurotiales; Aspergillaceae
Exons: 2
Coding region: 1-666 (221 amino acids)
Molecular function (GO): oxidoreductase activity, acting on paired donors, with incorporation or reduction of molecular oxygen; monooxygenase activity; heme binding
Source: RefSeq, a predicted model, not a curated record